This is a messenger RNA of Scylla paramamosain (green mud crab), 8594 nucleotides long. RefSeq lists its product as uncharacterized. The record is from RefSeq and is a predicted model, not a curated record. NCBI's taxonomy places the organism in Eukaryota, Metazoa, Arthropoda, Malacostraca, Decapoda, Portunidae. Bases 14 to 7303 code for a protein of 2429 amino acids. The transcript has 15 exons.
UUGACUAAAUUAAAUGCAAAAAUGUAGAAAUCCACAUCCCAUUCAAAGAGUUCCUUGCGCCUUAGGUCUUGGUCUGAGGUGUUUAGUGCGCCGUUCAGGACGCGGAGCCGCAAGUUCAGUCUUGUUUUGGUCAGAGUUUGGCGGGCAUGGCCUGCAAACACUUGUUCACUACAAAAUGAGCGAAAUACUUACCAGGAGGCGAUCCAGAUACCAAAACAUAGCUUCAAAUGUAAGGAGUGAUGGCCCUGAUGUGCAUGGAGCAAGUGUCAAGGUGGAAGAAGACUGUGGAUCAGACCUUUUCGUGUCUGAUGAUGAUGAUGUGGCUGACCGUGAUUAUGUCCAGCCGGCACACGUCAGCAGCAGCGAUGACGAACCUCUGUCACCGAAAAAGGAACGGCACAAGAGGCAGAGAGCCAGGUCUCUACUGCAGCCUUGUGUUCCCCACCUGCCAGACCAUGAAUUGAGUGAUAAGGGUGCAAGAAAUUCUCCCCGUGGCUCCAGAGUGCCUGCCGUGACCAGGGUGCCUCAGAAAGCUACUACUUCUUCAGUGGUCCCAGUCUUGAGUGACUCAUCACACCAUGAACAAGUGAAGAAGCCGAACAAAUCAUACUACUUAAGGGACAAGAAAAACUUCAGGUGGUCAUUGGAGCUGCUUCACACUGCCGUCUGUGAGCACCGGUGGGACGACGCCUUCAGGCUCCUGCCAUGUGUCAUCACCCACACAGUACCACAUCUUUCCCUGGAGUUUCUGUGGCGGGUGACGGAUGUCAUCACCAGAAAUGUCCCGAGUCUGUCUGUGAAUGACAGAAAAAAAUUCAGGUCCAUUCUUCAUGGCAUGAAGUUAAAGACAUCAAUGUUUCUUGACAUUUUAUCACAAGAUCUUGGAGAAGCAACGGACAGAGAUGCUGAUGAACUGUUGCAGAUGAUUGAGGACAUCCAGAACCAGAGGCAGCCUCCGGCACAGGGGAUUGAGACCAGGACAGGCAAGCGCUUCAAGGCCCUGUCUGAUGGCUACAUUGGUCUAGUGCAUUACCACCGCUGGAAGAGCUCCUUGCUGAAUGCCAUGUCAUUCUCCCAGGCACUGGACGAUGAUUCAUGCUUAGUGAGCAUCUGUGAAAGUCAAGGAACAGCAAACACCAGCAAGAAUGAGAUAGCCAGAACGGCUCACUGGUUCCUGAAGAAAGCUCUCAGUGGCCUUAUUGAACCUUGUGACUGGUUCAUGCUGCAAUUCCUGGAGCUGGAGAAGGAGCUGUACGGACAGGAGUCGGCCAUCAGUGUGUUGGAGCGGUACAAGAGUGACCCUUGCCGUGCCCCAGCGCAUCACCUCGCCUACCACUUCUACAAGAACCUGGUGCCGGGAUCAGUCAUGGAGCAACUAGUGGAGCUGGAGUGCAUCAGCAGAGCAUGUCCCGAUGACCCCCUGGUGCUGGAGGAAGUGAACCUCUAUCUUCACAGCUUGGAGCAUGGAGGGCUGGCACUGGAUAGGGCCAUGAUGUGGAUGAGGAGUGCUGAGAGUGACAGUGGCCAGGAAAGCAGUGAUGAGUGUCCUUCUCCAGGCCCCACAGAUGCCUUCUGCACACUGAAGACAACAGGGAAGGUGGAGGUGCUGAUGAGGUGCCUGAUGCUGCUUGUGGCAAUGCUGGACUACCCAGCCCACACCUGGGACCUGCAGCCGUGGCAGAAGCUGACGCAGGUGUUGACCAAAUUUUACCAGGCCUGGGUCCGAUGUUGGUUCUGCUUGGCCUGCAGAAACACAAGGAAGAGGAUACACAGACUAGCCAUGACAGUGGUGCCUCUGUGGAAACAUUUUGUGUGGAAGGAGCCUCCAGCCAACCUGCCCUUGGAGCAGGCCAGGGUCCUCUUCCAUCAUGUGUUUGUUGCUUUCAUAUUUAACUACAAUGAAGAGUACAUGAGUCACUCCCUGUCUGUCCUGUGGGCGAGUGGUCACUUGCAGCUGAGGGAAGAGCUGAUGAACCUCAUAAACUUCCCAGGAGCUUUCCUUAGGCACUUUAGCCUGCUUGCCAAGAAGUAUAGGAAAAGAGUGGAAGGCAUUUCACUAAGGUUUCUGAGCCAAACUGCAUCCCAAAAUAAGAGGGCCAUCCAGCAGAACCAAGAGAGAACACAGAACACAUCAGAGGUUGCGACCAUUACUUCAUCUCAGGACCUGGACCAGGAGACUCAAAAAGAAGGACUGCAUGACUCGGAGUGUGAGGGAGAUCUUACACAACUUUCACCAUUUAAGGAUUCUGCAAUCCAUAACAUUUUGAAUGAAGAAACUGGAUUGUCACCAAAAUCUCUGAGAAACAUUUUUGAAGCAUCAUUUGAAGGAGAUUUUCUCACCAGCACUCAAACCAAAGAUGAGAGAUGCAGAGACCAGAAGAAACUUGUAGAGAAUCCUGAAUUGAAUGGUACUUACAUAACUUAUCAGGAAAUCAAUAACAAAUUUGCCUCAGCAUCUGAUGCUCUAAAGACUAAAGAUGAUCAUACUCAGAGCAAAAUAAGAAAAUGUGAAAGCCCUCCCAAUGUGACAUCAAAAAGGAAAGAUUUUGGUGAUUGUACUGAAUCUAGUGAUAAAGUAGAUGGAAAACAGGAUUCCAUUGAAAGUAAGAAAGAUUCCGAAAGUACAUCUGUGAAAGCUAAAUCAGGAACACAGAAGGAGAGCAAGCUUCCUCAGAGAAAAGAAUCAGUGCCCCAACCUGCUGCUCUACCCACAAGAAUCAGACUAAGUAAUAGGAGAUUAUAUCAGUCAUAUAGCAAAGGCACCACAACAAUGAGCAACAAAACAAUGCUGGAUGCAGAUCAAAAUUGCUUGCCAGAGGAAGGCACUGGUACCAUCUCUUGCUUGACACAUAGACUUGGCAGUGAUAGAAGUACUGUUGAUAGACAGUCUGUUAAUUGUCAGGAGGAGACAGCCCAUGAAGUCCAAGGAGCAGAAGACAGUUUCCUACAGCUAGAGGGGAAGGAGGAACGUGGUAGUUGGAAUGAAGCUGAGAGCACUUGUGUAGAAAAUCCAGAAAAGAAAAAAUUGCUCUUUGAUGAAUCCCUGAGCACAGAUACUAAGGUGACAAGGCAUGAUGUGAAUAUUACUUUGGAGACAAGUGUGAGAAAUACUGAAGACAGAAAUGAAUGUUCUAUCUCUUCCUCAAGCUCUGCACAAAAUGUACCUGACACCAGAACUUUCUGUCAUGUUAGUGAACUAAAAAGUGACAGACCAGAAUAUAGUGCAAGUGGUGGAGAUAAAGAAAAAAUAAAUGAAAAAGACAUCAGUACAAGAAGUGAUGAAGAUAGUGCAAAGUACAAAAGUGACAAACAUGAAGAUUGCAAAAGUCGCAAAGACAACACAAAAAGAAGCAAAAGUGAAAAAGUGAAACACAAAUUGAAGAAUUGCAAGGACAAUACAGAAGAAAAGGAUAAACAAACACCAGAAUCCAACACAAAAUCAGUAUGUCAGCAUAUUGAUAAAAACAAAUAUCAGGAUCUAAAUAAAUCACAUGUCAAAGGAACAAUAGCUAAUGAAGACUCACUAAGAACUCCAAACCAGACUAGAUCCAAAAAUGACAUGAAGUAUAUAACAGUUGUCAGAGAAACGGAAACCCAGUCACAUGAUGAAGUAAGUGAUGAUGCUUUCCAAAUAGUUCCAGAAACCCAGAGUCAGAUGGACACAAGCAUCAACAUUUCCACUGAAGACAGACACUCUGACAAGGCUCAGCAAGAGGAGGAUGAAGUAGUUCACAGAAAACAGAAUGAAGCAGUCCAGGAGAAAGAGAAUGAUAAAACAAAAGGGAAGCAGAAUGAAGAAGUUCAAGGGAAAGACAAGUCAGGGGAGCGACAGUGUGAUGAAACAGAUGUAGGAAAACAGACAGAAUCAAUCCGAGAAGAAUGGAAAUCUGAGGAACAAGUGCUCAGUAGUAUUGGUCAAGGAAGACAGGGAGAAGUAACUUUAGAAAGUUUGGAAAUUGAUGUAGGUAGUGUCUUCAAUCAAGAAUACUCCCACAGCUCCCUUAGUAGCCUUACAGCAGGCCAGAGGGAGAGGGGGAGCACCUCCUCCCCUGAUGAGCCUGCACCAGUGAGUCAGUGUGGCCAAGGAUUCUUUUUAACACAAGAGAGAGAAUCUGGUGAGGUUUUGCUGUCACUAGAUGGCAAAGAGUCAGGAAGUCAGAAACCAGAACAUGGGGAUAUAAAAGUGAUUACCCUGGAUGAGCUAGAAAAAUUGGAUUUGGAAGAUCUGGACUGUAAUCUGCUCAGGAGACUGGCAGAGCAACAUUACAGUGAGUCCAUUAAAAGUGAAGAAAAUUCCUCAGAGGUGCAAAACUGGCACUCAGACAAAACUCCAGAUGGUUUAUUGGAAUCAGUGUCAAUGCACCAAGACCCCAAGGAGGGUUCCAAUGCCACCACUUGUGUCACUGAAGAGGAAACAUUGCUUGAAGCUGAAAACUGGGUGCAGGUCCAGAGGAAACCAGAUGAACCACAACAAGAAUCUCCAUCUGAAGAAAGAUGUAAUUUACAAACAGAAGUGCAGGAUUCUGAGGAGAACUCUUCAGGUUCAGAACAUAAAUCGCUUAAAAAAUCAUUAGAUAAAAUUAAAUCUACAGCACAAAAAGUCCUUGAACCAGAGACAGUUGCCCCAAAAGAACACGGUACAGACAGUAAGGCUUUACCCAAAACAACACAGGCUUUUGAGCGGAGGAUCCCCACUAACAAACACGAUGGAACGUUGCCACCCCAGGACGGCCAGCUGCAGACUCCUUCCACCAGACACCCUAACAUGCCUUGGUUUAUGCUGCAUGUGGAGGAUCUGCCAACUCCUUCCAUGCAGGAUAUUAUCAAGCACUCGGACACCAGCACUCCCAUCACAUCAGGGAAGCAAAGGCAUAGGCCAUCAGGCACCCCAAAAGACACAAGGGGCUCUACAAAACAUUCCCGGGUGCCCCAUUAUCCUGCAUCAUGGCUUGAAGGUUUGCCCCUCCCAGGCACUGGCAACAACACCCCCAGCAGAAAGAGCAAGGACAUUGAUGCUCAUGAGGCAAAAUUUAAAAUUCCAGAGGGUGUGCUGUCCAGUGCUUCAGUAACAAGGAAAGCAUCAAGGAAAAGCAAGAAGAUAUUGAGAGACCCUGAGGUGGAAAAUCCUGAUGCUGCAUUGUCUGGCACAUCUAGAGGAAAAACAGAGAAAUCAUCAAGAAAAAGAAAGAAAAAAGUUUUGGCGUAUACAGAUGAAGGAAUCAUAGAUGUGAAAGGUUUGGAAGACAAUAUAUCACUGUGUGGCAAAGACAGAGAAGAAGGUGCUGAACCUGGAAUAGAGACAUCAGUGCCCAUAAUGGAAGAGGCUGAAAUGAUUGACAGCAAACAGGAGUCUGAAACAAGAAAUGAUGUGUGUACCUCUGUUACAGAUGGGAUGGAUGAUCUUCCCAUUCCCAGAGACACAGAGGCUGGCUUGGAAGUAUCACCUGAGAGGGACACUUCAUCAAUGAUUGAAACUGACAUGAAUAUUUUGGAAAGUGAUGGUCAGCAGUGUGUGCAAGAUAUUCAUUAUGGCACAGACACAGAUGAACUGAAGGAUCUUCCACCCAAUAAUGAAGACAAAGGAGAUGGUUUGGAAAUCAACGAAAAUGUUUUUAAAAACAACAAUCAUCACUCUGUGUGGGAAGAUUUUCAACAUGCCACUCAAGCUGAAUGGUUUAAGGAUUUGCCACUCCCUAAUGUUUUAGUAAUGUCACCUGACAGAAAUGACACAUCCAGCCUUAAAACCAAAAAACAACACUCAGAAAGAAGAAAGAGCAGUUUUGGAGUCCCAGUAAUGGAUUGGAUGAAAGAUUUAUCACUUCAUUGUGAAAAUAGACAGUCUAAGGCACAAAGAGAUGUCACACCAGUACCUGAAACCAGAUAUCCCACACUGACAACCAGCAAGCACCAAUUCAAAAGUAAAAGACGAGAAUCUUUAUUGAAUUGGACUGAAGGUCUCCCUUUUGAUAUUGAAAGUAUACUGGCUGGCUUAAAGAAACCACUUCAUGAAGACAACACAUCACAGGUUGACAAGGCAGCUUUAUGUACCAAUCAGUCUGUUGAUGAGGAAAAUAAUGAAGACCAAAGUGUGACAGGUCCACCAAGCAUGAAUGAUUUAAUGUACAAUAGUGAACAAGAGGAAGAGACUCAUGAGACAUCACCUCAUUCAAAAAAACAAAUUGAUCAGGGAAAGGAAGCUCCAUCAAGGAAACGUACAAGAGCAGACAGGAUAUCAGCCACAGAAUCAAACACUGACAUUACUGGUGAGGGACAGAAACCAGAGAGCAAAAAAGAGGCUGACAGAGUUGAGAAAAUAAAAAAGAAACUGAAGAAGAAAAAGAAAAGUUCAGAUGAAAGUCCAAGCCACAGUAAGGUGACAGGCUCAAGUCCUGCUACAACUCAAGAGGAAAGUGUCAGAGGCAGCAUCUUGUCCCCUGUCAUGAAAGAUGUUCAAACCACAGAGAGUGAAAGUGUCAGAGAAGGUGAAUGUGAGAAAGGCGAGAGAGACUGUAGGAAAGAAAAAAAGAAAAGAAAGACAAUCCAAGAGAAGAGUGAGAAAGGGAGUAGUGGCAUGAACCUAAGAAACAUGAGGCAUGAGGAGUGUGAGGGAGAGACUAGUUAUUAUGGUGCUAGUGAAGAUAUGAAAGAUGGAGGUAAAAGAAAAAAGAGAAAGACUAAGCAAAAGGAAUAUGAGAAACAAAGCACAGAUAACAACCAAGAAAUUUCUGGAAAUAUCAGACUUGAGGAGUAUGAGGAAAAAAGCAGUUAUUUUAGUGUGAGUGAGGAGGAUCCAGAAUUGAAAGCAAGAAAGCAUGUGAAAGACAGUCCAUAUAAAGUAGAAACAGUUUGGCAUUCUAAUUCAGAUUUGACUGUGACGACUUCAAAACGUAAACAAGCUGACUCAGACAAGCGGGAGUUGGCUCGACAUGGCAGCAGGCAUAGCAAGAGACAGAAGCUGGAGAGCAGCAGACUUGGCAGUGAGUGUAGCACGUCAUCAGAUCGUAACUUCAGCAUCACCGUCUGCAACCAAAUAGAGGGGCUCAGCAACAUAAGAAUCACCCUUAGCCACAGCCCUGCGAGUGACAGCACCACCUCCACGGAUAAAGGGAUUAAAGUGGAGGUCCAGUUCUCCAACCAGAACUCUGUGACUGGAGGUGCAGGAGAACUGUGCACACCUGUAGCUGGCCAGGAUGACUCUGGUAACCUGAGACAAAGCGUGGAGUCACCAAGGGUCCCCACCCCCCACAGGAGUCCAGCAAGUGCAAGAAAACGGAAGCUCUUUGGGGAUGAUUCAUCCAACUGAAUUAUCAUGCUGGGCACCGCUGUGCAUCUCAGCCUCCACCAGGCCUGCUGUCCUGCUGUGCCAGGAGCCACCUGCCACACAUUUGUGGUGGUGACUGUGUUGCCUUGCAUUACUUCUCAACUGUGGUGGUGUUUUUUGUCAUUGAUCCACCCCAGUUUGUUUACUGACAUUUUUCUUUUAUGUUUCAUGUUCUCAAAUCUUCCAGUGCAAGAAUUCAGUUGCACCAAUUAGAGAUUUGUGGUCUUAAUUUUUUUCUUUUAAGAAUUUCUUGUGUGGUGUUUUUAUUUUAUUUUAUUUUAUUUUAUUUAUUUAUUUAUUUAUUUAUUUAUUUAUUUAUUUAUUUAUUUAUUUAUUUAUUUAUUUUUGGUUCACAAAAUGUUCUCAUUGUAUGUGCAGUGAGAGGAGGCAGGUAUGUGCCUCCUCCUUUGUGAUGCUUAUGUGUGCCAAGGUGUUCACACCAACCUCAGGGAGUGUGAUAGCCUGAAUGUUGAGGAAGGAUGAGUCAGGGAUAUGUGAUGGUGCUUCCCCCAUUAUGUCUAAGGUCUGCAAAUAAGAUAUGUCAGUAAUGUUAUGUAUCAGUAACAGGAAUCAAAGGACACUCAUCAUUAUUCUGGAAGUCUCCAUAGUAGAUAAUAUUUAUUUACUUUUAGAGAGAUGUAGCAGUAAAGAACGGAACUGUGUUGUGGUAAAGGUGACCAAGUGUGACACCUUCAGAUAGCACAGCUGCCUGGACAGAAGAGGAAGGGAGGUGAUGGGGAAGAGAAAGGUGGAUUGGAUGCAGUGGCUGUGAGAAGAUUGCCUAUUGAAUGUGGGGUGUGUUUUGAAAUACUGAAGCGAGAGAGAGAGAGAGAAAGAGGGAGAGAGAGAGUUGAAGAAGUGUGUUUAAGUGGAUGAAGACAGCAGGAAGCUUCUCCCUUGUGGUUGCCACCUUGCUGUCCCUAAGUGGGUUUCAGAGUACAUUAUAUUUUAAUUUUGAUCAAUGUUGAAUUUAAUUUGUUCAUUUUAUUUUUUGUUAUUAUUGAUAAUUAUGUACAACUGUAUAUUCAGUUACUGUGCCAUAAAGUUUCUUAGUAGGUUUCAGAGUACAUUAUAUUUAAUUUUGGUCAAUGGUGAAGUAAAUUUGUUUAUUUUAUUUUUGUUAUUAUUGAUCAUUAUGUACAUAUGUAUAUCAAAUUUCCGUACCUUAAAGUGCGAAUAUAAUUAUAAAUAAUUUCCUUGCAAAAUAAGUUGGUGUGUGUUUUGAUAUUGUACCUUUAAGGAAAUAUAUUAAAGUUUUAUAUUUGUAAACCAA